This is a messenger RNA of Volvox carteri f. nagariensis, 1323 nucleotides long. RefSeq lists its product as uncharacterized. The transcript is spliced from 10 exons. Lineage: Eukaryota; Viridiplantae; Chlorophyta; Chlorophyceae; Chlamydomonadales; Volvocaceae. Gene Ontology annotation, molecular function: single-stranded DNA binding; ubiquitin protein ligase activity. The record is from RefSeq and is a predicted model, not a curated record. Bases 241 to 1323 code for a protein of 360 amino acids. Gene Ontology annotation, biological process: protein monoubiquitination; DNA damage tolerance.
CCGACAUUUCAUUCCUUAUCGCCAUGCGGAAGUGCUCGAUAAAUGCGUUCUGAAUGGUGUAAAGGCUUCUUAUGGUGAAAGUUUUGAAUGCAUUGAGUUUCUAACUCUUGCAUCACAUUAGCUUUAGCCAUAAUGAUAGAAGUAGCCCCGAAAUUAAGACCUUCAGAAUACUUCUGGAAAUACGGAUAGUUUGACAGUGUGGUAUCCAAGAAGCUCAGGAGGUCAGCUUCGGGAGGUCCCAUGGACCGCGCUGCGAAGCUGCAGGAGAUUCGCGAGCGGCAAAACCGAUGGCUCCGAGAACGGCAGGCAGAGCUGGACCGGCGGCAUGUAGUUUCGGAGCUGCAGCAGCAACAACAACAUCACAGCAGCAGUCCCCAGCCGCAGCAACGGCGAGGAGGCGUCGCCGCCGCACCGGCACCGGCGACCGCCGCCGGCGGCCUUUCGCCGGCUGGCGUGACGUUGCCGCCGCUGGCAGCGGCCCCAGUCUCGUCCGUCAGCGGCAACGGCCCCCUCAGCGCCGCACCUUCCGGCGUGCUCCCCUCCGCCCUGGGGGGGGUGGGGGGGGUGAAGCCGGAGGAGGUGAUUGACCGUCUCACAGAGCGAAUCACCGACCGACUGCGGAACGAGCUCAAAGUGGAGCUGCAGGCACGCGCAUUUCAACUAUGUUUGUGGAGGGACCCCAAGUCUGAACCUAACCACAACCCGGGGCGGGAGAGUGAGAGUCUAGCCGCGCAGCAGGGCGCUCUGGACACCUUCUUGGUGAAGGAGCUGGAGAGUCAGAACACAUGUCCCGUGUGUUACGAGCUAAUGGUGCCGCCCCAACACGCACCUGUGAUGCUGUUCCCUUGCGGUCACAGCUUCUGUGGCCGCUGUCUGGAGCAGCACAUUGACCGCAACAAGAAGACGCAGUGCCCCAUCUGCCGCAAGAAGAUCGAGUCCAGGGCCCCCAACUACAGCCUGCAGCAGCUCAUUCAGCAGGUGGUGGCGAAGAAGGAGUCAGCUUCUCGCGGGGGCCCCGCGGCCCUGGGGGGGCCGCUGUCGCCGGGGGCCGCGGCGGGUGGGGGGAUGUCGCCCGGGGGCCCCCGGGGGGAGGGGGACGGAGAACCGUGCAGCAAUGUGGACAGACUGGCUGCCGUACAGGCCGAGCUGGAUCUGGUUCGCGAGCAGCUGGGCCACCAGGGGGCUAAGGUUACGGAUCUCGCCCGGCAGGCGGAAGCUGUACGGCAGCGGAAGGAGCUGUUGGAGGCCACUUUGGGUCCUUUGGAGCAGGAGGUUGAGAAGCUGGAGGUGCUCAUGGCGGGCGUGAUGGAGCUCCGGGGUUGA